Messenger RNA from Penicillium canariense, 1092 nucleotides. RefSeq lists its product as uncharacterized. NCBI's taxonomy places the organism in Eukaryota, Fungi, Ascomycota, Eurotiomycetes, Eurotiales, Aspergillaceae. The coding region runs from base 1 to 1092 and encodes 363 amino acids. The transcript has a single exon. The record is from RefSeq and is a predicted model, not a curated record.
AUGUUCCUGGGUCUGCAGCCAGUCUCACUCAGUUUCAUCCCGCGCGAGGGCGAGUACGAUGUGAUCUGCCACCAUUGUUCCAGCAGCGUCGAUUCGUUGCAUCAAAGUAUUUCUGAACGGAAUGAGGAUUUCCAGUCGCCUCAGUCUCCUCCAAGCCGGAUCAAAAGCUGCCCUGGUGCUUUUUUCUCUCCAGCGCCAGACCAUGAUGCUUCACCUGCUGUUCAAUCAAUCAAUGUUUUGAGCGAGCCUCCUUUGCAAUCAGCGCGUCAAAACCCUCUUGUCGGCAUGUGCAUGGUUCAAUUGCCGACACUAUCUGCCAAUAUUAUGCCGUCGGUCAUGCCAACGCCUGCAGCUCUAGAAAAAGCCCUGGACAUCGCAAGCACAUGUUCCUAUUUGGGCUCUGAUAUAACCCGAGUGUCGAAAAUAUUCACAGAAAAUCACCGCAGAACUCAGAAGUCGUCCGGCUCAGACGCCGAUUCAGAGCGAUCAGUCCAGUCACCCUGCAAGACGCCUGUCCCAAAUCCAGCCAAAAGAGUUGACACCCCAGAUCCCAGAGUGGAACACAUUUCCAGCCCAAACUCUCGGACCGGCUUUGACCCUGCUGCAGAGUUGGCAUCGUCCCUCCUGGAAUCCUUCCCAAAGGAGGGUCUUCCUGAUUCAGCGACCAUUUUGAGUGCGAGCCUUGCUUCUACCAGAUCUCUCACUGCGGCGGUUCAGAGACUCGAGCAGCUGAUAGCUGAACGGAAUAUCCAUCGACGUCCCGACUUCAACCUCAGAAGUCUUCAUCGAACUGGCUUUAAGUCGGAUGGUCCCUUACUUUCGAAGACAACCAAAGUUCAUUCAGCUUCUCCAAAGCGUGUUCGUGCCCGCCACUGCCGUCGUCGUGCAGAUAGACCUUCCAAAACCAAAUCGGAAGCACUCAAGACGAGUGAGGGGCCCAAACCUGAGCAACAAAACUCCGCUACAAAGAGACGCGACCGCCGGGAAAAGUUGAAACGAAGCAAGGAGGAUACUGGUGCCCCAAGUCGCUUCGGUCAAACGAUGGGGAUGCAGAAUGUACAUCUUCAACCGCCCUCGUCGCUGAGGCGUUGA